CCCUGUUGAGGAGGACAGAGAUACAAAGAUAAUCUCGAAGGAUGAGAAAGGUUGCACUGCUAGCGGUUCUGGUAGAAACUUUUGGGUGAGUGGACUGGCUUCCACUACCAGAGCUACAGAUUUGAAGAAUCUGUUUAGCAAAUAUGGGAAGGUGGUAGGUGCAAAAGUGGUCACCAAUGCUCGCAGUCCUGGUGCUCGCUGUUACGGCUUUGUUACGAUGUCUACAGCCGAGGAAGCAACAAAGUGUAUUACUCACCUCCACAAAACAGAGUUACAUGGGAAAAUAAUUUCCGUAGAAAAAGCAAAAAAUGAACCUGCUGGGAAGAAGCCAAGUGGGAAAAAAGAGAAUGAAGCAAAGAAAGAAACAGUCAGUGAGAGACCUGGCAGUGUUAAAAGGGAUGAGAAAUCUGAGCAAAAGGACGAUCCUAAAAAGACAGAAGACAAAGAUGAAAAGGAAAAAAAAGAUAAAGAUGAACUGAAGUCUGGUUCAUCAGAUCAACCUAAAACUGUUAAGUCAGGAAGUAAAGGAACAGAGAGAACAGUAGUAAUGGAUAAAUCCAAAGGAGAACCUGUUAUUAGUGUGAAAACAUCAACUGCAUCAAAAGACAGGAGCAUUAAAAGCCAGGAUCGCAAAUCAGAAAGCAGAGAGAGACAAGGCAUUGUGCCAUUUGACAAAAUUAAAGCACAGCGAAAAAUGAGGGAGGCAGAGCAGCGCCGCACACGUGAGCGUCGAGAGAGACAGCAGCACCUGCAGACUAUCCGGGAACGAGAAGAAAGGGAGAGGCUUGAGAUUGCUCGUGAGAGACUGGAAAUUGAAAGGCAGCGUCUUGAACGAGAACGGAUGGAAAGAGAAAGACUGGAAAGAGAACGAAUGCACAUAGAGCACGAAAGGAGAAGAGAACAAGAUCGCAUUCAGCGAGAAAGAGAAGAGCUGCGACGCCAGCAUGAGCAACUGCGCUAUGAACAAGAACGUCGGUCUGCAAUGAGGAGACCAUAUGACAUAGAUGGCAGGAGAGAUGAUCCAUACUGGCCAGAGGCAAAACGAAUGGCACUGAAUGAUAGGUACCAUUCAGAUUUCAGUCGCCAGGAUCGCUUCCAUGACUUUGAUCACAGGGAUCGUGGCCGCUAUCAAGACCAUUCAAUAGACAGGAGAGAUGGAUCAAGGACAAUGAUGGGAGAUCGGGAUGGACAACAUUAUCCAGAUGAGCGCCAUGGAGGACCAGACCGUCAUUCACGAGACUCUCGGGAAAGUUGGGGUAGCUAUGGAUCUGACAGAAGAAUGAGUGAAAGUAGAGGGAUACCCCCACAGUCGCGGGAUGGACGUGACUGGGGAGAUCACGGUCGAAAGUUUGAAGGACAUCAAGAUCGUUCAUGGCAGAGCACCGUGGAUGGAGGAAUGAUAGGACGGGAUCAUGAGAGAUGGCAAGGUGGAGGUAGAGGCAGACCUGGCCAUGUGAUGCAUCGUGGAGGCAUGUCAGGGCGUGGAGGUUUCAUGCAAGGUGGCAACCAAAGUCAGAUGAUGCAUGGAGGAGGAAUGCAAGGAGAAGGAUUUGCUGGCCAGGAGAGAGCAAACAGACCUAAUGAUCCUCGUUUCAACCGUCGCUACUGAAUGUGUUUUAAUUUUUAAUGCAAGGUGGCAACUGAAAUGAAUUUGUUACCCAGGGUUACCAUUAAUUGUAACUUAUGGGCUACUGUAAGUGUAAUUUUUUUUUAAGCUGCUGCCAUAUUAUGUCAUUCAAUCCAAUGUGAACUCAUUUGUUUUGUAAUGUGUUGUUCAUAUCCCAUUUAAAAUGUUUGUUAAUGAAGCAUUCCAUUUUCCAUAAAUAAAAUCCAGUUUACAGUUAA
Messenger RNA from Balearica regulorum gibbericeps (East African grey crowned-crane), 1845 nucleotides. NCBI's taxonomy places the organism in Eukaryota, Metazoa, Chordata, Aves, Gruiformes, Gruidae. The record is from RefSeq and is a predicted model, not a curated record.